Molecule: messenger RNA, 647 nt
Organism: Phlebotomus papatasi
Lineage: Eukaryota; Metazoa; Arthropoda; Insecta; Diptera; Psychodidae
Product: succinate dehydrogenase assembly factor 2-B, mitochondrial-like
Exons: 2
Coding region: 129-608 (159 amino acids)
Biological process (GO): protein-FAD linkage; mitochondrial electron transport, succinate to ubiquinone; tricarboxylic acid cycle
Cellular component (GO): mitochondrion
Source: RefSeq, a predicted model, not a curated record
UCUCAGAACUUUUUACUUGACCCAAUAUUUUGAUUUUUCUAUGGAAAGUUUUCUGAUAUUUCCUCAUCGAAAAACCCAGGAAAAGCAGUAAAAUCUCUCUGCAAACACUUCAAAUCCUCGAAUAAUUCAUGCUGCGCUACAUUUUCCAACAAACAUCCCGGAGGAGGGAAGUUUUCCGGCUGGGAGCCUCGUUUUGUGAUUCCCGGAAGCCUACGACCCCUGAGCAAGUCCCAUGCAUCGAUGUGGAAGACCCAAAGCUGGUGAUAAUCCCUGAGUACCCUUUCAAAGAGAAUGAACCGCUGGAAACGCAGAAAGCUAGGCUCCUGUAUCAGUCCCGGAAGCGCGGGAUGUUGGAGAAUGACCUGCUUUUGAGUACUUUUGCCGGGAAGUAUUUGAGCGGGAUGACCGCUGAGCAGACUAAGCUCUAUGACAAGCUGAUAAAUGGUCCUUCAAAUGACUGGGAUAUUUAUUACUGGGCCACGGAGAAGAAAGCUCUUCCGGAGGAAUAUGACAACGAGAUAAUGACGAUGUUGAGGGAGCAUGUGAAAAAUCAGCCCCGGGAGAUUAGAUCCCGGCAGCCAGAUCUCCAUCAGGUUGAGAAUAAGUAGAUUUGGUAGAUUUAAUAAAGUAUUUUGUUGGAAUAAAAA